This is a messenger RNA of Henningerozyma blattae CBS 6284, 792 nucleotides long. It is a transcript of the gene OPI3, whose product is annotated as bifunctional phosphatidyl-N-methylethanolamine N-methyltransferase/phosphatidyl-N-dimethylethanolamine N-methyltransferase. The record is from RefSeq and is a predicted model, not a curated record. The transcript has a single exon. NCBI's taxonomy places the organism in Eukaryota, Fungi, Ascomycota, Saccharomycetes, Saccharomycetales, Saccharomycetaceae. Gene Ontology annotation, molecular function: S-adenosylmethionine-dependent methyltransferase activity. Bases 1 to 792 code for a protein of 263 amino acids. Gene Ontology annotation, biological process: phosphatidylcholine biosynthetic process.
AUGUCUGCUGUUGAAUCAAUUGCUGAAAGUGUCACUUCUGCUGUCAAUGCUGCUGCAGAAACAGCUGCCUCAGUUGCACAAACUUUGAUCUCUGAAGUCUUAAAUACUGCUACAGAAUUAGGUGCUUCUCCAACCAAGUUUGAUUUGACUGAUUUUAUAAAUGAGAAAUUGGCCUUAUGGGGUGAAAUUUGUAUGGAAUUGGUAUCUUCUAUUGAUUUCGAAAAUAAAUUGUUCAUGUUGGCAUGUUUCUGUGUUUGCUUCAACCCAAUGUUCUGGAACAUUGUUGCUCGUAUGGAAUAUAAGACUCAUUUCUUAACUAAGUUAGCUGGUAGUGCUAAGAAGGGAUGUUAUAUUUUAGCCUUCAUUAUUUUCUCACUAGGUAUCGUUCGUGAUAUUGUAUACGAAAGGGCAUUAGCUGCUCAACCUGUAUCAGCCUUAUUGACUGGUGAUUAUGUUAAAUGUGCAGGUUAUUUGUCAAUCGGUGUAGGUCAAGUUUUAGUCUUGACUUCCAUGUAUCAAUUGGGUAUCACUGGUACUUACUUGGGUGAUUACUUCGGUAUCUUAAUGGAAGAAAGAGUAACUACUUUCCCAUUCAAUGUUUCUAAUAAUCCAAUGUACCAAGGUUCUACUCUAUCCUUUUUGGGUGCUGCUUUAGUCUCUGGUAAGCCAGCUGGUUUGUUGAUUGCAUUUUUGGUCUCCACUAUGUACCAAGGUGCUUUACAAUUGGAAGAGCCAUUUACCGCUCAAAUUUACGCUAAGCGUGACCAAGAACGUUCUAAGAAAAAUAUUUAA